AUGACUGCUAUGAUUGGCACCCUCUUGUCUUUGUCCCUCCUUGGAGCUUUAUGGUUCCUCUAUGUGGUUGUGCGUCGCCUCGUAUUCCACCCAUUGGCUCGUUUACCGGGGCCACCGCUCGCUGCUAUUACGGGCCAUUACAAGACUUACUUUGACGUGGUUCGAGGAGGACACUGGCUUCGCCAAUUGGACAGGUUACACAACAAAUAUGGCAGCGUCAUUCGUGUUGGCCCUAACGAACUUCACUUCAAGGACCGCCAAGUCUACGACCGUAUUUUCUCCCCAAACAACCACUUCACAAAAGACCAAGGCUUCUACUCGUGUUUUGGCGUCGGAUCAUCGACCUUUGGUGCAACCGAUCCGAUCCAUGCCAAGGCCAACAGGGACUUAUUGGCGCCUUACUUCGACAAGCGGGCAAUGCUUGAUCUCGAAAGUGUUAUCUCCUCGACGGUGGAGCUGCUUGGGACGCGCCUAACGAACCGAGAAGCCCCGAUCGAUAUGUUCUACGGCUUCCGAUGCGCGACCAUGGACAUCAUCACCACUCACUGCUUCGGACGGUCAUCGCAAUUGCUCCAAAUGCCGGACUUGAGGACACCGCUGCUCGUCGAUAUCCAGGACUCGAUCCCCCUUCUGUGGAGUAUGAAAUCUUUCCCGUGGCUUCCUGUUGUCCUGCCAUGGCUUCCGCCAUGGAUAGGGACUGGACCGAAAAGGCAAUACGAUGCCUUUAUGCGUUUGCAUGAAUUUGUCAGCCAAGAAAUUGCACAUGUUGCGAAGCAGGGCUGUGGACAGGGGCCAAAAGGCGGUAUUCCUCGGUGUAUUUACCAAGAUCUGAUAACAGUCUCCCCCUUGGUACACGGGAAAAGGUCCCAUACCUACCUUGUGGACGAAGCACUGUCUCUCAUCCAGGCCGGAAGCGACACGAUCGCCAACACUUGCAUCAUCGGGUUCUUCCACGUUCUCAACAAUCCCUCCAUCCAUGCCCGGUUAACAACUGAGCUCAUUCGAGCGUUUCCCGACUCUCAGGGCCCAUUCGCCUGGUCAGAUCUGCAGAAGGUAUCUUACUUGACUGCCGUGAUUAAGGAGUCCCUCCGACUGUCAAACGGGUUCGUCUCACCCCUUCCGCGAGUUGUUGGUAAGGAUGGUGUGGGACUCAAUGGCGUGGACAUUCCACCAGGGACUGUUGUCAGCGUGGGGCCGAGUUUCAUACACUCAGAUCCAGAGAUAUUCCCUCGUCCAGAAGAGUUUUGUCCCGAGAGGUGGCUAGGAGCCAGUCCUUCCCAAAACAGAUAUCUCAUACCAUUCUCUCGAGGCCCUCGGAUGUGCCUAGGCAUCAACAUGGCGUGGACGGAAUUGUACCUCACGUUUGGGAUUCUCUUUCGAAAGCUGGACAUGGUGAUCACCCAUGGCCCAAGUCCGAAGGAGAUGGCCGACUUUGUUGACUAUUUCGUGCCAGUCUACGGCGGCAAGCAUCUUCACAUACAGGCGAAAUUGAAGGAUCCCUGA
Molecule: messenger RNA, 1503 nt
Organism: Coprinopsis cinerea okayama7#130
Lineage: Eukaryota; Fungi; Basidiomycota; Agaricomycetes; Agaricales; Psathyrellaceae
Product: benzoate 4-monooxygenase cytochrome P450
Exons: 8
Coding region: 1-1503 (500 amino acids)
Molecular function (GO): oxidoreductase activity, acting on paired donors, with incorporation or reduction of molecular oxygen; monooxygenase activity; iron ion binding
Source: RefSeq, a predicted model, not a curated record